AUGGAGCUCUUGGGUGGGAGCUUUAUUCCCCAACGGAGUGAUUUCUCACCUCCCAUUUCGACGAUGCAACAAUCGAAUGUAUCUUCAAUUCAAAGCUUUCCUACUCAAGCCAAUAGCCCUAUUGUACAAAUGGACAAUCCCAACCCUUUUUCAAAUGUUGCGUUGAAACAAGAGGAGCCUUCCCCUCCUUCUCUGAAUGCUCUCUUUACCGGCGAUUUUAAUCAACAACAGCAGCCCAGCUCAUCAUCCUCUACGGGAACGUUGAAUGAUGCUCCAGUACAGAAAGGACAUGCAUGCGAUGUUUGUCACAAGGUUUUCGCAGACCGUUCACUCUUAUCCAAGCACAAAAUUGCUCACGCGGAAGCUAAGCACAUUUGCAAUACCUGUGGCCGUGCCUUCGUUAGGGAAGACAAACUUCGACGUCACUUUCGAUCGGUCCACAGUAACGAGCGACCGUUUAUAUGUGAAGUGUGCACCAAGGCUUUCGCUCGAAAGGACAAGCUUCAGGAGCACGCAAAGCAUCACAACAAGGAUAUUACUUUUCCCUGCACUGUGUGCACCGAAGUCUUUCUUAUGCGAUCCCUUUUAAAUCGCCACCUUCGAACAGAGCAUCAAAUUAAGCAGACUACGGAGUCCUCACGGACUGCUGCGAGAUCCCACGAUGUUUCAAAAAAGAAACGCACUAGAGCUCAACAAGAGGCGGAUUUUACCAAGUUAGCCGUGGAAAAUGCAACGGCAGGAAUAACAGCCGCUGCUGCUGCGUCAGCUGUGGCUCCGAACGCUUCCGGAUUCUACCAACAUCCGAGCUGGAAUGCGGCAAAUCUCCUGCUAUACAACCGUUACCAGCAAAGUCAGCAGCAGACGGCCCAACCAGCGUUUGACUUCUGGGGUGGAAAUAAUGGUUACUUCUACGGGCAGCAGUACACUGCUGCCGGCUAUCAAUUUCCGACCAUACAAUAUGCAGCUGCAAUGCGGCAGCAGCAGCAACAGACAUCGCAGCAGGCCGCGGCGUCGUCAGGCCUGCCCUAUAAUUCGGCUGCUGCUGCAGCACUAACUGCUCGCCUAUUUUCUCCCGGUAACUACUUUUGGCCACAGCCGAGCCAGGGAUUUGUUCUCCCCCAGGCAGGCACAGCUUCGAUGAACCCCACGGGCAGCACGAAUUCCCUCAUUCCCGCUGCCAAUCCGUACUUUCCGACCCCUUUAUCGGCAGCAACAGUAACUACAGCAACACCAGCGGCGGUAACCACGGAUGUUACGGCGGCCACAGCGAAGACGGUGACGACCGAAGCGGCUCCGAAUUCUGUCCAAGCGCAGAUGAUCUUUGACGUGGGAUCCGGUGGGUACUCUGUGCAAUCAACGCCAGCCACCGGGACAUCAUCUUCCUAUCACACAGUGUAUUAUCAAGCAGAAUCGUUGGCGGGCUCUGAGCAGGCUGUCUCUGCAACUGGUGCUCCACCGCGUCAACAACGACAACAAGCAACCGACUCGGGGACUGCCCCCGCUUUCAACUACACUAACUAG
Hydatigera taeniaeformis is the source of this 1521-nucleotide messenger RNA. NCBI's taxonomy places the organism in Eukaryota, Metazoa, Platyhelminthes, Cestoda, Cyclophyllidea, Taeniidae. The record is from the annotation of a GenBank genome assembly.